Centruroides sculpturatus (bark scorpion) is the source of this 1080-nucleotide messenger RNA. Its product is annotated as probable enoyl-CoA hydratase. The coding region runs from base 8 to 913 and encodes 301 amino acids. Lineage: Eukaryota; Metazoa; Arthropoda; Arachnida; Scorpiones; Buthidae. The transcript is spliced from 8 exons. The record is from RefSeq and is a predicted model, not a curated record. Gene Ontology annotation, molecular function: catalytic activity.
UGCCAAGAUGGCGGCUGUCGGAUUGUUUGGCAGGAUCUUUCGGAAUAGUUUAUAUUCGUGUAGAAAUUUGAUGGUUUCCAGAUAUUCCAGUACAAAAGUAGAUUCGGACGAACUCAGUGAGACUAAUUCGCAAGAUUUGGUGGUGGUUGAAAAAUUUGGAAAAUUAUACUCCAUUGGGCUGAACAGACCCGAAAAACGCAAUUGCUUGAAUCGCGAGACCGUCAAACAUCUCUUGGAUGCAUUAAAGACAUUUGAUGAAGACAAUUCAGCUUAUGCAGCUGUCAUAUAUGGAAAAGGUGGUAAUUUUUCUGCUGGAUAUGACUUAACAGAAUUUGUGUCAAGUGGCAUCAAUGACAGUGAAUUAAAAUUUAGCUCAAUGGGUUUACCGAGGACCCUGUCUAAAAAGCCAGUAGUGGCUGCCAUAAGCGGUUAUGCUGUGGCUGGUGGUUUAGAAUUAGCUCUGAUGUGUGAUCUGAGAGUGAUGGAAGAGACAGCAAUUGUUGGAGUUUACUGUCGACGAUUUGGAAUACCUCUCACGGAUGGUGGUACUGUUCGGCUUCCAAAAUUAAUUGGUCUUUCGCGAGCCAUGGAUAUGAUUCUAACAGGCCGCUCUGUCAAUGCCAAAGAAGCAUUUCAGUGGGGCUUAGCAAAUUAUAUUGUUUCUUGCGGAACUGCUCUUGGGAAUGCUAUUAAAGUAGCUAACUCUCUCGUAAAGUUUCCUCAAAAGUGCCUGAGAACUGACAUGGCGUCAGCAUAUUAUGCAGCAUUUGAUGCCAAAUCGAUGGAAGAUGCCUUUCGAUACGAAUUUGAAAAUGGAAAAGAUGUUAUAGGAGAAGAAAGCAUUGCAGGUGCACAGAAGUUUAUAGAAGGAGUUGGUCGACAUGGCAAGUUUCACCUUGAUGAAAAUAUAUAAUCCAUAACAGAAAAUCAUUGCAGAAGAAGGUAGGAGAAGAGAACUGUUAUGUAUUUACAAAGACGGGCUGAACGAUCUUCGUGAAUCCUAUUUGCCGAGUGCCAUAAAAUUUGUACUUAUGUAAAUUUAAUAAUCAGUGUAUAUUGAAAUUAUAAAAUAAAAUUUGU